Hipposideros armiger (great roundleaf bat) is the source of this 1783-nucleotide messenger RNA. It is a transcript of the gene CSRP1, whose product is annotated as cysteine and glycine rich protein 1. Gene Ontology annotation, molecular function: actinin binding; structural constituent of muscle. Gene Ontology annotation, cellular component: cytoplasm; nucleus; Z disc. The transcript has 6 exons. Gene Ontology annotation, biological process: muscle tissue development; sarcomere organization. The coding region runs from base 50 to 733 and encodes 227 amino acids. The record is from RefSeq and is a predicted model, not a curated record. Lineage: Eukaryota; Metazoa; Chordata; Mammalia; Chiroptera; Hipposideridae.
AGGCAUCCAGCCCCUGGAGCCCUCAGGGCAGAAAGGGGCUGAAGGGACCAUGAGGCAUCAGCUCGGGCCCCAGGGGUACCUGAGGAAGGCACGGAGCAGUCAGGUGCAGUUCGAGAAACCCUACCCGUGGGGCGUGUCCUUGAUUUUCAGAAUGCCAAACUGGGGAGGAGGCAAGAAAUGCGGGGUCUGCCAGAAGACCGUGUACUUCGCCGAGGAGGUUCAGUGUGAAGGCAGCAGCUUCCACAAACCCUGCUUCCUGUGCAUGGUCUGCAAGAAAAACCUGGACAGCACCACGGUGGCCGUGCACGGCGAGGAAAUUUACUGCAGGUCCUGCUAUGGCAAGAAGUAUGGGCCCAAGGGCUACGGCUACGGGCAGGGCGCAGGCACACUCAGCACGGACAAGGGGGAGUCGCUGGGCAUCAGGCACGAGGAGGCCCCUGGCCACAGGCCCACUACCAACCCCAACGCGUCCAAGUUUGCCCAGAAGAUCGGUGGCUCCGAGCGCUGCCCCCGAUGCAGCCAGGCAGUCUAUGCUGCUGAGAAAGUGAUCGGUGCUGGGAAGUCCUGGCAUAAGUCCUGCUUCCGGUGCGCCAAGUGUGGCAAAGGCCUGGAGUCCACCACCCUGGCCGACAAGGACGGCGAGAUUUACUGCAAAGGAUGCUACGCUAAAAACUUUGGGCCCAAGGGCUUUGGCUUCGGGCAAGGAGCAGGGGCCUUGGUCCACUCUGAGUGAGGUCGCCGCCACCAGCCACACCUGCCCACCGCUGUGCCCUCUUCGCCACCCCCUUCCCGGCAGCUUCGGCGACCUCCAGGACUCCUCUCAACCUGCCAUAUGUCACUAGUGACUGGGACUUGGUGUCUGACCCCUUUUGGUUUGGGGGUCUGCCUGAGGCCCCACUCCUCUCAGGGGCUCCCCCUGCCUGGGGCCUGCCGCCGCCACCAGCAGGAGCCUCCGUGGUUUUGGUCUCGAUGGGACGGUCCUCUCCCCACCCCUGCCCCACCGACCGCUGCCCUUAGCCUCCUAGGCUGUGUCCACCGUCACUGGCCAAGACUUUGAGCCCACAUUUCGAGGGAGGUAGGGCCAAGGUGGGCCAGGGAGGCUGUGGUUUACCGGACCCCAAAGACUCCUCUGCGGGAAAGAGGGUGGGCUUCUCGGUGUCCCUCAGGACAGGCCUGGGGAGUCCCAGCUCGGGGGUGGGGGGGGGUGGAGAGGCAUGCAGACAGGGUCGUGGGCUGUAGGAGCCAGCAUCUCGCCUUGGAGGCUGUGGGGAACUGAGAACCCAGGUCUGAGAACCCCAAAGUCAGAAUGUGGUCUGACCUCCCAGCACCGAGUUCCCUGUUUGAUGGGGGGCCCUAGUGAAACACCCCUAACAUAUACCCCCAUUCGUCAGGAGCCCAAAUCGGAGGGUAGGUAGCUCUGCCCCUAGCCCGGGGUCCUGAGGCUGCGCCGACAGCUCCUCCCCUGCCCCCACACAGCCCAGGCCGCUCCCUGCCCCUGCCACGCCUGCUCGCCACCCAGAUGUGGAGGGAGACCCAGCUUCUGUCUGCUCUGGACACCCCUCCCCUCCGCCCACGUGGGGCCUUGGCCUUCCACCCCGCCUUCCCCAGGGACCUUCUCUGGCCACAUCACCCCCAUCCCUUCCAGGUCAGGAGCAAGGGGAGGGGCGGCCUCACCGCCCCCAGUGUCAGGAAGAACACGACGGAGCCAUCGCCUGGAAGGGCUGCAGACACGGGCUGCGUUCAAGCUGAUCCCUCAUCUGGCCAAUAAAGCUGUUAGGACAGA